Messenger RNA from Rana temporaria (common frog), 4535 nucleotides. It is a transcript of the gene CASKIN2, whose product is annotated as CASK interacting protein 2. The coding region runs from base 562 to 4173 and encodes 1203 amino acids. The record is from RefSeq and is a predicted model, not a curated record. The transcript is spliced from 21 exons. NCBI's taxonomy places the organism in Eukaryota, Metazoa, Chordata, Amphibia, Anura, Ranidae. Gene Ontology annotation, molecular function: protein binding.
GGAAGGAGGAGGAAAGGGAGGGAUCCGGAGAGGGGACAGAGCUGGCACACUUCUCGGAAAACUUCCCAGCACUCUCCUCUCUUCUCCCCGACACCCCGACUUCACAGGAACGCCGAAGUGACAACAUCAACAUCUUGGCUGCUUUCAGAAAAAAAAAAUUGAAGAAGUGCAGCUGAACAGGACAACCCUAAAAGGAAUUCCCUGACUUCCCAGCGGAUGAAAGGAAAAGCCUAAGAGGAAUAAUUGUGUCUGAUGGAGGCCUGCGAAACUUCCCAUUUUGUACCUUGUGCACCGGGCCGUACAGUGGGAGCAUGCUCCUUACCAGCGGCAUGGGAAAUGUGACCGCACAGGGACCCUCUCACAGUACCUACCCCCCCGCGUUGUUACUAGCUUCUUUAUUCGUGGAGUACAAACUUCCCAUGUGAAAGGCUCCUUCGCUUCACUUGGAUUCAUGCUGUGGAACGUUCUGCUGACAAGGAAGCGUUUUCUUCACAUUUUCCUGGAUCUUGUAUAUCUUUUCGGGAUCUGAUCACAGGAGAUGAUUUUGUAGCCUUGGUGGCGAUGGGUCGGGAAAAUGAACUCAUUCAAGCUGUUAAAGGUGGAGAUGUUGCGACUGUUCAGAGGCUGCUUGCGAAGGUCCGAACGUCGAAAAACAAGCUUCUUGGAUCAACCAAAAGGUUAAAUGUAAAUUAUCAAGACAGUGAUGGGUUUUCGGCUCUGCACCAUGCUGCCCUUAGUGGGAACUCUGAACUCCUGAUUCUACUGCUGGAAACGCAGGCGGCUGUGGACAUAAAGGAUGGCAAUGGCAUGCGUCCCUUGCACUAUGCAGCAUGGCAAGGCCAGCCAGAGCCUGUACGGCUUCUUCUUCGAGCCGCUGCCAGUGUCAAUGCGGCUUCCAAUGAUGGACAGAUCCCCCUGCACUUAGCUGCACAGUAUGGGCAUUAUGAUGUGUCUGAAACCCUUUUGCAGCACCAGUCUAAUCCAUGCCAUGUCAACAAAUCCAAGAAAACCCCCCUAGACCUGGCUUGUGAAUUCGGAAGAGUGAAGGUGGUGCAAUUGCUGCUGAACAGUCACCUGUGUGUGUCCCUUUUGGAGGGGGUAACUAAAGACCCUACCGAUCCCAAUUUUACCACACCUUUACACUUGGCUGCCAAAAAUGGCCACAGAGAGGUCAUCAGAUUACUCCUUCAAUCUGGUAUUGAGAUUAACAGGGUGACAAAAAUGGGCACCGCUUUGCAUGAAGCAUCUCUUUGUGGAAAGACGGAGAUCGUGAAACUGCUAAUAGAGCACGGCAUAGAUGUAAAUGUCCGCAACACAUACAAUCAGACCGCCCUGGAUAUUGUCAACCAGUUCACCACUACCCAUGCCAGCACCGACAUCAAACAACUUCUAAGAGAGGCAUCGGGGAUUCUCAAAGUUCGAGCUCUAAAGGACUUCUGGAAUGCCCAUGAUCCAACUGCUCUAAAUGUUCGAGCUGGAGACCUGAUAACGGUGCUGGAACAACAUGCAGAUGGCAGAUGGAAAGGUCACAUCCAUGACGCCCAAAAAGGGACCGAUAGGGUGGGCUUCUUCCCACCAGCAAUCGUAGAGGUCAUCAGUAAAAGGCUUGGAUCCACCCUAUCCCGUAACACCACUCUACCUUCUCAUCAGCGCUUGUCAAAGCCACCGCUCCAUUUACCCAGCCAAUACGUUACAGUAACUGGAGUUGGCAUAAGUCCUGAGCUAACAGGAGCUGGUGAUCGGCACAGUGUGGGCAGCGAAGGGAGUCUGGGCAGUGUGCGCAGUGCUGGGAGUGGCCAGAGCUAUGAGGGGAGUGGCUUAAGCUCAGCUCUGCUCAUAGAGAAUGCUCAGAAUCUUCAUGUUGGCUACGAGGAUCACCAGAACAGAAUACCUGCUGGCACUGUGCCAAGUCAUAUGGGACAUACAGGUCACACAAUGGAGAAAGACCCAAAUGUAUAUCUACAAGGAAAGGAUGCAGAACUUAUUUAUUGCUGGCUUCGUAGCUUCCAGCUAGACAUGUAUGUGGGGAACUUCUUAUCUGCAGGCUAUGACCUUUCUACAAUCAGCCGCAUUACUCCAGAGGAUCUGACUGCCAUUGGGGUGACAAAGCCAGGACACAGGAAGAAAAUAGCCACAGAGAUUGGCAAGCUGAAUGUAGCAGAUGGGCUUCCUCAUAAAAUGCCGGUCGACGUGUGGGAUUGGCUAACUCAGCUGCGACUUCCUGAGUACCAUAAACAGCUUACAGAGAAUGGAUAUGAAUCGCUUAGCAGUGUGACAGAAAUGACAUGGGAGGGUCUGCAGGAGAUUGGAAUAUUAAGGCUAGGGCACCAGAAGAAGUUGUUGCUAGGAGUCAAACGCAUGCUGGACCUUCAAAAAGGAUACACCGUAGGGGGAACCAUGAGACGAAGAAUGGCAAGCUCCCUCUCUGCGGUACCUUUUGUGGAAGCCUCUGAAAAUGGAGAACCACCUACCACACCUAAGCUGCAGACGUUUCAGAACAUAGAAUUGAGCAAGGAACUGCAGAGUGCACUAGUGCAUGGCGGUGACUUUCUGUGCGCUACUAGGCGUUCUUAUAGUCAGGAGAGUAUCAGCUCCCGUUCACAGGGCUCUGGUCACUCCCAAGACUCAACGGGUUCAAACCCACCUCUGCUCCCUCCAUUUCAAGCCACGGACUCUGCUUUGCCAGAAAGGAACUUGCCUGAGGGCAUGGAUCAGUCCAGUUGGCCCAAUGGAGUCCCCAAUGGGUGUUCCGUUAGACCAGAGCCACCUCCACCACCUCCAAAGCCGUCAAUGAAAAAGCGGUCACUGAGUGUUUGCCGCUAUGCACUGUCAGAUGGAGAGCCAGAGGAGGAAGACAAUGGUGCUACAUCAGGCAGCGUGGCAUUGAGCUCUUAUGCUACAUUAACACGUCGCCCUGGCCGCAGCUCCCUGACCAAUGGACAGCCUGAGAAAAAAGUUAAUCGCAGUCAGUCUUUUGCUGUACGAGCACGCAGAAAAGGACCACCUCCUCCACCUCCCAAGAGACUUAGCUCCAUGUCUAGUGUUGAUGGCCCACCUUCUAGUGGGCCCAACGUGGUUAAAAACCUGGUGGCCAAUAUAGAGGGAGGACCAGAGUCAAAGACAGCAGAUGUUUGCCAGUCCAAUGUUUUUCAGAGCCCUGGUGGACGAAGGAGAACUGUGAGCGAGUCUGCAGCUGGUGUUGGGGAGAGGUUAUCUCUGCCACUCACAGUGAGACAAGAGGAAAGCAAAGAGGAAACUGUUCCAUCACAACACAGCUCAAGUGAAAGCAUUCCUUUUGCAGAGGAAGGAAACCUUACUAUCAAACAGAGGCCCAAACCUCCAGGAUCCAAACCCGAGUCUGUAAUCAAUGCAGAUCUGUUCUCUCCAGCAGUACCAUCUCCUCCUUUGAAUUCAGAGGCCACUUCUGAGGCUGCGCAAUUUCCGGGAACAAGAAUAGAGCCAUGCAUAAACGCUGAGGUCACACCUCUUUCUCAGACAGCAUUUCGGCCACAUAUUGGAGUUAAGCCCCAUAUUUGUCCCAAACCAAACGCUGACCUUAAAGUGCAACCAGCUGUUACUACGCCAAAAGUCAAUGCAGAGCCUGAAUUCAACCUCACGGAGUCUGACACUGUAAAGAGGAGGCCUAAAAUCAAAGAAAAGGAUACAAGUGUUGAAGAGAGGCCAAAAUCACCUGUUACUCCUGUACAAACUGACACAAUCAUAUUAAAUGGUCCACAAGAAACUGCCUUUACCAAAACAGGAAAGACUGAGAGAGGACUGAGCUAUGAAAAAUGUGGCAAAUUUGAGAUGGCUGGAGACUAUACAGAUAGACAAGACUCUCAUGCUCAUUUGGUGAUAUCCGGACCAGAACUGGUAUUACAGAAGCCUUCAUGGGGGACAAGUAGUGUAGCUACAGCCACAAACUCCAUAUUGUGGACAAGUGAUCCACCUUCAUUCCUUAGGGAACCUAACGAUGUGCCCAUUCAAAGCAGAGAGAACUCGCAGCUAAGACAUUUCCUUUCUACAGACCUUCAGAAACCCGAAGAGAGGCAAGGGCCCAGGGAGAUAAACAUCAGCAGUGAGACAGCAGCACCACUGGCCAAGAACAUCUUGGAUGACAUCAGUACAAUGUUUGAUGACCUUGCCGAGCAGCUGGAAGCCAUGUUGGACUGAGGAGUCCUGUUCACUUUUUUUUUUGGCACUUUAGCUGGGACUAAAUGAUAGCACAGCUUCACUUGGAUUAAAGCAGACAAAAAUCCUCAAACUGUUUCAGCCAUUGUUCAAAAAACACUAUGGAAGUUUAAGGAUAUUUGGAAAACUUUGCAGCAGCACUUGGGAUGAGGUUAUUGACCUGGACUGAUCGAUCUUCAUUCAGUUUGAAUGCCAUAUAUUUUGCUGUCUCAUAUUGCCAGGCUUCUGCGUAUACUGCCACACCCAAUCUUGUUUGUGUAUAAUCCUUGUUCCUAAAAUGAAACUGUAAAUGUUUGAUUUUCUUUUUUUAAGAAAUGUUUAUUUUAAAGUAAUUUUAUAUAUAU